Messenger RNA from Neopelma chrysocephalum (saffron-crested tyrant-manakin), 2523 nucleotides. It is a transcript of the gene DCLRE1C, whose product is annotated as DNA cross-link repair 1C. Gene Ontology annotation, molecular function: damaged DNA binding; 5'-3' DNA exonuclease activity. Gene Ontology annotation, biological process: interstrand cross-link repair; double-strand break repair via nonhomologous end joining; protection from non-homologous end joining at telomere. The record is from RefSeq and is a predicted model, not a curated record. NCBI's taxonomy places the organism in Eukaryota, Metazoa, Chordata, Aves, Passeriformes, Pipridae. The coding region runs from base 666 to 2432 and encodes 588 amino acids. The transcript has 15 exons.
AUCACAUGAAGGGGCUGCGGGCGCCCGCCCUGAAGCGCAGGCUGGAGGGCAGUCCAGUCCUAGGCUCCCCUGGACAAAAAACCCACCCCAACAGGUGUUCUGGAGCAGGAUCACCACACUGUUCUGGGGCAGGAGUGUGUGAUGUGUGAGGAGAGGCUGAGAGCUGCAUGUCUGCAGCUGUGGGACUAGGAGUCAGCUGUGUGUUACUGUUUGCAGCUUGAAAGUUAAACUAUACUGCUCACCAGUAACUAAGGAAUUGCUAUUGUCUAACUGGAAAUACAAGUUUUGGGAGAAUCAUAUUAAAUAAAAAUAAUCACCUCUGCACAAACACAGGAAUCCAUACUCCCUGUGGUCUGUGGGCUCUCCUGGUAAUAGGGGGCAAUGGGAAAUGCUGUAGCACAGAUCUGUCCUAGGAAGAUCCACUGAUCCACUGGUGUGCUCUAGGACUGGGAUGUCUUGGGUCUUGCAGUCAUCCAAAAUAAGGCAUAUGAUCCAGCCACAGAAAGAAAAGCUGUUGCUGUAAUAAGUCCCACAUACUCUAACUUUUUUAGGUUGCAUUGGAAGUUGAAACUCCAACUCAGAUUUCUUUAGUAGAUGAAACAUCUGGUGAGAAAGAAGAUGUAGUGGUGACACUUCUGCCAGCUGGUCACUGUCCAGGUUCAGUCAUGUUUCUGUUUGAAGGUGAGAAUGGCACUGUGCUGUACACAGGGGAUUUCAGGCUUGCAAAAGGAGAAGCAGCCAGAAUGGAGCUUUUGCAUUCAGGGACCAGAGUAAAAGACAUCCAGAGUGUGUAUUUGGACACUACUUUUUGUGAUCCCAAAUUUUAUCACAUACCAAGCCGGGAGGAAUGUUUAAAUGGGAUCUUGGAGUUAGCGCGAAGCUGGACCUCACUGUCCCGCUGUCACGUUGUGUGGCUGAACUGCAAAGCUGCUUAUGGAUAUGAAUAUUUAUUCGUAAACCUCAGUGAGGAACUCGGAAUCAAGGUGCACACGAACAAACCUGAUAUGUUCAGGAACAUGCCAGAAAUCCUGUGCCAUCUUACUACAGACCGACACACUCAGAUCCAUGCCUGUCGACAUCCUUGGGAUGAUGACUGCUUCCGAGGGAACAGACUGCCCUGUGGGCUGACUUGCCAAAAUGGAACUCCCCUGCACAUAAUCAGCAUCAAACCCUCCACUAUGUGGUUUGGGGAAAGGAUCAAGAAAACCAAUGUAAUCGUGAGGACUGGGGAAAGAACGUACAGAGCUUGUUUCUCUUUCCACUCUUCAUACAGCGAGAUUAAGGAUUUCCUCAGCUAUAUCUGUCCUGUGAAUGUGUAUCCCAACGUACUGCCACUGGGUGGGACAGAGGACAAAGUAAUGGAAAUAUUAAAGCCAUUAUGCAGGUCAUACAGGAGAAACAUGGAACCCAGGUACAAGCCCUUAGGAACACUGAAGAGAGUCCACAAGAGAGAAUUAUCUGAUACAGAUGAAGAUGAUCUCUUUGAUUCAGAAUUAACUUCUGCAAGGCCUAAGAUUCCAAAACAGCAGACAGGAGAGAGCAGGCCAUCCAGCACAGGACAGUCUGAAAAUGCUGAAGGAAAUAUGAAUGAGAGCACAGAAAGUUACAAAGCAACCACAACUUACACCUCCCUCCAGGUAGAUUUUGUGGACUGUGAGGAAUCAAAUGAUGAUGAUGAUGAUGAAAAUGAUGAAGAAGAAUCUGAAAAAAAUACAGUUCAAGUUCUUUCCCAUGAGCCAGAUGCCACUUCCACAGCAAAUUUCAGUGGAGUAACUAGUGACCAACAGGACUCUAAUGCUGAUGUCCCUCGCUGGGAUGAAUUCUUUAUGUGUAAUAAGUUAGAGGAAAGCUCUGAAAAUGAGGACAACAUCCCAUCUUCGGCAGAUGCUGGUGGGUCCCAGUCGCUCUUCAGCGAUUCGGAUGGAGUAAGUGACUCAACACACAUCUCCUCCCAAAAUUCUUCUCAGUCGACACACAUAUCAGAGCAGGGGAGCCAGGGCUGGGAUAGCCAAAUGGACACAGUGCUUAUCACCUCCCAGGAGAGAAGUGCCCUGGACUUCAGCAAAGGUGGGAGCAGAGCAGUUGUUCCUGUGCUGCAGGAGACUGCCAGGGACAGUCAGCCGGAGAGUAGCAGGGGGAAGCCACCAGGGCAGAGCAGCCCCUGUGUCUACGAUGGUGCCUGUGACUUGAAAAGCAAGGGCUGUGAGAAAGCUGCAGAGACUGGCACUGCUCGUGUUCAGGAUGCGCUGGUGGAACUAAGUGACAGCUCGAGGACUCCUGACCUGGAGCUGAGGAGGGACUCCCAGAGCUCCUCUGACUUCGAAAUUCCCUUGACUCCUGGUGCUGAAGUGCCUCAGCCAGAUAAACUGCACCAUUUAUACGAGAAGCUUGCAGCAGGGGAAAACAUACUCAGUGAGAAAAAAGUCUCCUGAGGACAGAUAUAACUGAUUACAUUGUGGUGAUACCCAAAAUGUUUAUUAAUACCCGAAUUCUUUUUCUCUUUAGUGCCAAUUACUAUAUGCA